This is a messenger RNA of Cydia pomonella (codling moth), 5433 nucleotides long. RefSeq lists its product as uncharacterized. Bases 431 to 3628 code for a protein of 1065 amino acids. The record is from RefSeq and is a predicted model, not a curated record. The transcript has 6 exons. Gene Ontology annotation, molecular function: protein binding. Lineage: Eukaryota; Metazoa; Arthropoda; Insecta; Lepidoptera; Tortricidae.
CACAGUACAAGUUGCAAAAGAAAUAAUAACGCACACUUUUUGGUCAAAAUUUGUAUGAAAAAUCGCCGGAAAUUUUAUUCAAAUUUUUUCAGCGGACACCAACUCGAUUCUGCAUAGCAACUGGUCUUAUGUCAUGUACCAGGAAAAGAUACACUAAAUACUAAAAUACUGCCUAAAUCAUUACAUUUUUUUACAAAAGGAAAUGGGAAUUUCAUUUAUUUUAGGCAAAAAAAUGUUAAGAUUUUGCAAGCUAAAUGAUUGUGGUUUAUGCAAUAGUGUCUUUUCCAAAUGGAAAUGAUUAAAAUGGCGUUCUAUUUGUGUUAUCCAAUUGCUGAAUUACGUAUCGUGAAACCGCAAAUUUAACCAUAAACUAGGCACUUCCUUGAGAUAAUUUCCUCUAGACUAAAUCAACCGUAACCUGCGAUCCCAAAUGCAAGAGUAUGGUGGGUCAAACAAAACUGACCACCGAGAGGGUGAGCGCGGACAUCAAGAUUUUCAUCACUCCGUGAUGCAGAAAGGCAACUAUGGGUGCUCCAACAAAGAAAUAUCUGAUUCUAACAUGGCAACGUACUGCCGAGUGGCGACCGGCAUCUACGAAGCAACGGCGGCUGACCAGCAGUACCAACAGAGAUACAACAACCCGUCGGCUCCAACUUUUAGUUCGCCUCCCAACUCCCCACUGGUGGGCUUAGUCUUUGAUCCAUCUUCGCCCAACUACAAGAUGGACCGUAAUUCUCACACAGAUAGACGCUCACACAGCACUUGGUCUCUGUCGUACCAAGAACCCAUAGGAACAGGCGCUAAGAAGAAAAUUGUCAAGAGCCAGGAUAAGAGACAAGUCUACAGCGCCGAUCCCCGUUAUCAUGAGAGGUAUAAAGACAGUAGUACCGAGACGGACCGACAAAAGAACAAAGAUAGAAACCUUACAUCGGAAUCGACCUCGAGCCUCGAUUUCUUCGUCGAAGGCGAACGUAUGGUGUCAGAACUAUGCAACAUGCCUGACUCUAACGCAAGAGCUGAUACCAAUAAUCAAAAAUCAUUUCAAGACGAGGACAAGAACAAACCUUCCGGAUCAUCCGACGUCCUUCUUACCGCUCUAGACAAAAUCAUAAUUCACGAUCAGAUCCCAAACCAGAUUGUGCAACUUGCUAUUGAAGCUUGCACUGACGCUGAAAAUAUAGCCAUUGCACAUCAUAACAGACCUUGCUUCAAAAAUAUACAUUCGAUUUGUGCAAAAACUAGAUCCAAUGUACAAAAACCGGAUAGUGCCGUAGCCAACUUACACUCACAGGGCAUACCGUGGGUCAUCAAAAACUUUAUAUUCUCUUUCGUCAGAAUUCUAGACGGCUGGAAAGGUGUUAAAGAACUUCUAAGUGAGAAACAUGAUACAUUUUCUAGAAUUGAAAACAAAUAUUACAGCCCUAAUAUACGUGAAUGUUUCGUACAAUGGCAGGCGGUUACCAAAGAGAUGUUGACGCAUAUUUAUAAGACCUAUAAGUGUCUAGAUCACGGUUUUACUAUGGAGCAAAAGAGUUUUACUCACAAUUACUACGCUACAAACUCUGCGGCCCCGCGCCAUCAGAACCAGAGCAAGUUUCAGACGGUGAAACCACACGUUAGUACCUCAAGACCCGUCAACGCCUCUCCUCAACCGUUCAACGCAGUCCAACCGCCGUGGGUGCAGAACCAAAAUCAUUCAACCUCUCAGACUUUUAACGAAGGUCCGUGGCCGGUCAGAGCUGGAGUUGCCUUCAAGAAAUUCCCUGUGGUGCCACCUCCGAACUCUCAUAAUUUUUAUCCUCUGAAUGAACAGGGUGAUAUGGAUGCAUAUCUAAAAGGCCCGUACAAGUGCGACCCUUGCAGCUUUCGGGAAGCAAAACCUCGCCAAUCUUGGACUAUUACCAACAUGCCUGACUUCCGAGCCUUAGAAAACAUGUGCCAUGCCGAGCAGAGAGAAUUAUACAACCAAAUGAAACACAAAAUGGAUGCAGAGCUCGGUAAAGCUCCCGGUCAGCCAGUCAUGAGCGGCAUGUUGUUCGAUCAGAUGCAACGUCGAGACAUGGAACUAAAAGCGAAAAUGAUACCUUUAAGUCAUGUCGAGAAAACCUUAAUACCAAACAUAGCGCCCUCUGUCGAGAUGCGAGGUCGGUACGUUCAGAAAAACAACAGCUGCGGUGACACAAAGGAAGAGGCUGAUUUUUUUGCGGCGUGGGGUCAGAUGGUCCAAAAAGAACCUAGCGAUUUUAUAACUCAUCACUCGCACAACGUUCAAGUCCCGUCGAACGUUGUGACGAUUCCAAAUAAUAUCUCUGGCCCCGUGCAAUUCAUUGAUCCUGAAAAUGAUGAGUAUCACGAAAUGUCGAAAGUUUAUAUGAAACCCGGAAGUUACAAAGUGCCUAUAAAGCCAGCGGAUCCUACGUCACCUUUUAUGCAAGGAUCGAGUCAAGAAGCAUCGUUUGACAACCCUUUAGUGGAGGAGAUGGCUUUAAAGAUGAAGGUACCCUUUCCACCUGUUACGUUGGCACCACAGCCAAAGUACAACCUCGAAGCUUGGCCGUGCUUGAUGCCGAGGCGUGGUGAUGAUAUUUUAACAGACGAGCACAAGCUAAUGUCGAGACCCGCGAUGUCUGGCCUGGAUAUUAGAAACGCCGAACCCUUGGAAAUCCUAACUAUGAUGACGUCUGAUCGCGCCUGGGAAGCAGCUAAACAAUCAGCUCCCAAGCUUGUAGACUUCAUCCAUGAAGGAUCCAAGUCGGAUACUGCGAGGUUGUACGAUGCUUUAGGGUUGAGUGCUAACGACGAUCUCUCCAAUGAUUUAAAACAAGUUAAAUUCACAAUAGAAAACAGUGACUCCUGGGCCGCUAGGAUGGGACCUCACAAAUUCAUUUCGCAGGACGCGCAUAGUUUGUGGGAGAGCUCUUCAGCAAACCAAGACCAAUCAGUUCUGAGUAAUGAUUCUAGCAAGUGUCUUGAUUCGGAGCCGAAAUCUCUUGAAUCCGACGAGGUUUCUAUUCCAGAGAAGAAACAAGAGUCGAAAGAAACUCGUUUAAAUUAUGAUCAAACUGGAAACUAUGUUAGAGGAGAGAAUCAAAAGAAACCAUCGAAACCCAAGGUGGCUGCUUCCGGGAUGUGGUACCACCCCAAAAAGAAGAAGCCAUUGCCCGCUGCUACUGUCAAAAAGUUUGAGGCGUUGCUUGGGAACCUGGCUCAACUGAACGAGGCAACUUUCAUCCAGCAUGACAUGGACAUAAAAGUGGCCCCCAGAUUCUAUGAGGUAGUGAAGUAUCCGAUGUGCCUGCACGAUAUCUCUACGAAGCUCAAGAAUUCUUCAUACACGGAGCAUGAGCAAGUGGUUCAGGACUUCAGGCGUAUUUUCAACAACGUUCGUCUCUACCUAAAGUCUUACCCAGAUGCCGCUAUGAAAAAGAAUCUGAACAAGACAGCAGCAGAAUUUGAAAAAUUGCUUAACGAAGAGUUUCAGAACAAAUGGGACAGUAAAUCCAAGUCUCAGGAAAACACAGAAGUAGACGGUAGUAAAAAGGAAGACAAAGAAGACGCUAAAAGUGCAGAUAAUAAAACGGACUCAAAUAAGAAAUCAGACUCGAAAACUAGCGAUGACAAGAAGUAAGCUUUAAAAGUCAUUCGUCUUGUUUAUAGUUGGUGUCAUCCACGAUGAUGCGCAAGUUUGUCAAAAUUAAAUCUAAUCUUUAAUUUAAUGACAAUAUGAGUCAAGGCCCCCGUCGUGAACGACACGAUCUGUAACUUUGAUUUCGCGUAGCAGAAUUUCAUAUUUUAUUACAAGCAAAUUUUUGUAUGAAUCGUUUGUUUUAACUAUUUAUUUAUUUUUAUUUACAUGCCCCGUACCUACUCCAUAUAUGUGGAUGAUUAGCUUGAACAUAAGAUGCAUCUAGUCAUUAUAAAUAGAGAUUUGUUUAUUGUAAAUGUCAGUGAAGUAAUCUGAGCUUAUGGUAAGAAUAUCAUUGUAAUGUGUAAGUUUUUCGAACGGACUUUAUUCCCUUCGGGGCAAAACUAGAACUGUUGUUUUCUCUUCUCUUACUUUGUAUUUUAGUUUUCUACUUGCCUAUGUUAUUAGUUUCUCCAUUGUUUGUUAUAAUUAUUCCAAUACUGUUGAAUUAUCUACUUUCUGAUCAGCAAAUUCGUGUUGUAAAGAAAUUUGCGGGAAAUUUUUCAUUUCUGAAUAGGUUAAUCGUCAGUAAUUAGCAAAUUUCCUCUUUUAAAGUUCCUUGUAAAGUUUAUGACCUAAUUGUUAAUUUUGUAAAAUAUUAUUUUGACAUACACCAUGUGAUUUACGUUAUAUUUGUUGAAGAAAUCUAGUAAUAACUAUCCCUAAACUUCCAACCCAACCACGACAGCAUAUUGAGGAUGUAUUGGUCUUUUUUUCGUGUCCGUCACUCUUUGAAGUCACUAAAGAGGGACGAACGUAAAGUCAGCUCUAACCAGAUUAUCUCGCAAGAUUGUGUUUAUGUCUGACAUAUAGCAUUCCCUUACUAGCAAGUAAGUAAGUAUGUAAGUGCGAGCAGAACAAAUGCCUUACGUCAGACAUAAUCAUAAUCAUGAACGUGGGGUUCUAAACUAUAGAUAUUAGUAAUUUUUAUACCACUCUAUCUGUGAUGUAUAUUUAGGUAAAAGUUGAUGAUGAAUUUGAAUCGUUUUCACGAUUGUUUCCUAGUUGUACGAAUUCCUUGCGUGUAUAUAGAGUAGAUAGCCUUAAAAUUUCACAGGAAAGCUUUAAAAAGUGAGCACAUUUACGUUAAAAUAAAAAUAUAACAGUACCUACUAAUUACCUAGCUAUUAUUAACAAAAACCUAGAACUAGAUAACUCCUUAAUUUUAAAGUCUGUCCAGUCAUAGACGUCACUAAAACAUUUCUGCGGUAUAUUUUUACCCAAAUUUUGAAUUACGCGCGUUUCAUUGACGGCUAUGGUUAUUCAGACAAUUCUUUCUACCAGUACUUAUUCAUAUUUUUUGUCUGUGCAAUUCUGAAUGUUACAUUUUCACAAGCUUGUCGCGAGAGUAAUUUAAACAACUUACAUACUUAAUGUUUAGAUAAGAUCUUGAAGGCGAAAACGCUUUUAAAUUAUUACUAGCUAGUUAAAUAUAAUUGCUGACAAAGUUUGCUGUAAACAGCGUACACUAGUACCAUUUUUUCAUUGUUAAAGUAUUUUAUUAACAAUUUUAGAUUCCAUUUUACCUGCCAUAGACUAAGUAUAGUGACGUCACGAUUGACGAUUUUUGGCGCGAAUUGGCUUCAACUUUGGCUGCGUUCAUAAAUUCCAAAUUUUAAAUUGGACUAUGGGUGACGAUCGAGUUAAUUUUAAGUAUUCAUUAAGUUGUGAUUUUAUUUAUUAUUUAACUUAUGUACCUAAAAUUAUGGCAAGGAACACCUAUGGUAAUAAACAAGUAAUUUUGGUUA